CGUUCGCUGGACGGUCGUCUACAAGUGGCUGGCCGAAAAGGUGUACCUCACGUUGUCUACGCUCGAAUAUGGCGCUGGCCCAACGUCAGCAAGAACGAACUAGUGGAGGCCACUCAUCCGUUCAGGGCAGUCCGGCAGCUAUUCAAAACUAUGACCUCAACCAAGUCCAGCUACCUACAGUACCAU
This is a messenger RNA of Ostertagia ostertagi, 186 nucleotides long. NCBI's taxonomy places the organism in Eukaryota, Metazoa, Nematoda, Chromadorea, Rhabditida, Trichostrongylidae. The record is from the annotation of a GenBank genome assembly.